Molecule: messenger RNA, 663 nt
Organism: Eucalyptus grandis
Lineage: Eukaryota; Viridiplantae; Streptophyta; Magnoliopsida; Myrtales; Myrtaceae
Product: ankyrin repeat-containing protein NPR4-like
Exons: 3
Coding region: 1-663 (220 amino acids)
Cellular component (GO): plasma membrane
Molecular function (GO): protein phosphatase regulator activity; protein phosphatase 1 binding
Source: RefSeq, a predicted model, not a curated record
AUGGAGAAGAGACCAGAAGCGAUCAAAGAAAAAGAUGAUUUGGGAUGGACGCCUCUUCAUUACGUUGCUUACUUGGGCAAAGUCGAAGCAGUUCGACUACUCUUGCAACACGAUACUUCUGUGGCAUAUGAAUUAGACAAAGCAGGGGAAUUAGCUCUUCACCUUGCAGCAUUUCAUGGCUGUAUCAAUGUCAUUGAUGAGCUUGUUAGAUCCUGUCCUAAUGCUUGUGACAUGAUAAACACCAAAGGGCAAUCGGCUCUUCAUGCAGCUAUUAUCGGUGGACAAAACAAUGCGAGCAUUUCUGCUAAAAUGGCUCGUCAAAUGUUGAAAGGAUCUUAUGGAAUCCCGAGUUUUCAAGUUUGGUUUACUGAACAUGGUAAGAAGAGGUUAGAUAAGCAAUUCGUUCAGGGUCAACCAUCUGUGUCUAUAAACACAGGAAGUAAUAUUGCCAACCGAGAUAAUUUUGGUUUGUCAAAAAGAGGCAUUAUGGAUAUGCAACUACUAGUGGCAGGGCUCAUAGCCACAGUAACCUUCACUGCGGCCUUCACAGUGCCCGGAGGUUAUAACAACGAUGGACCAGAUCGAGGAAUGGCGAUUCUCGGCAGCGUCAAGAGCCGAUACAGACUGUGGGAUGUUUCAUUCAAGUCGCAACGAUCGGGAUGA